Thermothelomyces thermophilus ATCC 42464 is the source of this 798-nucleotide messenger RNA. RefSeq lists its product as uncharacterized. Gene Ontology annotation, biological process: oxaloacetate transport; thiosulfate transport; succinate transmembrane transport. Lineage: Eukaryota; Fungi; Ascomycota; Sordariomycetes; Sordariales; Chaetomiaceae. Bases 1 to 798 code for a protein of 265 amino acids. The transcript is spliced from 9 exons. The record is from RefSeq and is a predicted model, not a curated record. Gene Ontology annotation, molecular function: sulfate transmembrane transporter activity; succinate transmembrane transporter activity; malate transmembrane transporter activity.
AUGGCCGGGCAGAAGGGAACCAAGCAGCCGUUUUGGCUGGGCGGAGCCGCAGCCUCCAUGGCCGUGUGCUUCACACAUCCCCUGGAUCUUACAAAAUACCGGAUGCAGGUCCUUCAGACGCGCGCCCCCAUGUUAUCAACCCUCUACAAGUUUGCCCUCCGCGACGGACUCCUCUCCCUCUGGUCCGGUCUCUCGGCGUCCAUCCUCCGCCAGUCCACCUACUCGACCGCCCGCUUCGGGCUGUACAACCUUCUUUCUCGGCAGAUGCAGCAGAAGUCAGAAACUUCGAAGCUGUCCACCGCGUCCACCAUCGCAUGUGCUGGGGUUGCGGGGGGCUUGGCGGGCAUGAUCGGGAACCCAACAGAGGUCAUCCUUGUUCGCAUGUGCGCCGAUGCCGCCAAGCCGAUUCCCGAACGCUUUGGAUACUCCGACGCGGUGACCGGCUUGUACCGCAUCGGAAAAGAGGAGGGUAUCAGGGUGUUUGGGAGGGGGUUGUCUGCGAACGUUGUUAGGAGCGUGCUCAUGAAUGUCUCUCAGAUCGCGCCAUAUGCCGCAGCGAAACGAACCAUCCUCUCGAGGACCAAUCUUCGAGACGACAUCCGGACGCAUGCGCUUGCCUCGUUGUUCGCUGGGACGGUAGCCACGACCGCGUGUGCCCCCGCCGAUGUGUUGAAGAGCCGGAUACAGAAUGCCGCAAAGGGGUCCACUGUGAUGCAAGUGGUAAAAGAAGGCCUGAGUCGGGAGGGCCCGAUGUUCUUGAUGAAAGGAUGGACGCCUGCAUGGCUGAGGUUGACGUAA